AUGUCUGUAGCUUCGACAACUGUAAAUAGUUUAGUAAAUGUUGGUGCAUCAGUUGCCACCAAUGCUCUUGGAAAGACAAGAGCGAUUUUCAAUAAUGGUAGAUUUGUCAAUCCUUGGUUCCAUAUGACAAACGGUGAAAUAUUUAAAAGUGUUUUAAAAUGGAAAUUUACAUUAAAUCCAACAAAGAUAGAACCAUUGACAGAACAUGAAAAACAACAUGUACAUCCAGUUUUGGAGGUGGAUUUAGAUAGAUUGAGACAACCAGUCGAUAAUAGUAAAUUGAGAUGUACAUGGAUUGGACAUUCUACAUUUUUGAUGCAAUUCGCUGGUGUCAAUUUCUUGACGGAUCCAGUGUUUGCAGAUCGUUGUUCACCAUUCUCUUUCGCGGGUCCAAAGCGAUAUCGUGAUAUUCCAGUGCCACUCGCCAAACUACCGAAAGUAGAUUUCAUCGUCAUCAGUCAUAAUCACUACGAUCAUUUGGAUAUCAGUGUUGUCAAGGAAAUAGGAAAUUCCGUACGUUGGUUCGUUCCAGUGGGUUUAAAACAAUGGUUUAAAGAUGCAGCGGGUGUAGACAAUGUAUCGGAGCUCUCGUGGUGGGAGGAAGACAGCUUCAGCGAGAGAAUACAGCUGGUCGCUACACCAUGCCAUCACAACACCGGUAGAGGUUUACACGAUCGUUUCAAAACACUCUGGUGUUCAUGGUGCAUCAUCGAUAGAACCACUGGCAAAAAGAUUUAUUUCGGUGGUGACACUGCUUAUUGCGAUGUUUUCAAAGAGAUCGGUCAUCACAUCGAUGGAAUAGAUUUCAGUUUAUUGCCAAUCGGUGCCUAUGCACCGAGGGAUCCUCUUAAAGAGAUGCAUGUGGAUCCAGCUGAAGCUGUAAUGAUUCAUCAGGAUAUCAGAUCCAAACGUUCGAUUGGUUGUCAUUGGGGUACAUUCAUUCUAUCUGACGAACCACUACUGGAACCACCCAGAAAACUUAAAGAAGCAGCAGAACUCAAUGGUUUAGGUGCGGAUGAAUUCACAGCAAUGAAGAUUGGUGAAACAAGAGAUUUUGCACUUUAA
Molecule: messenger RNA, 1065 nt
Organism: Heterostelium album PN500
Lineage: Eukaryota; Evosea; Eumycetozoa; Acytosteliales; Acytosteliaceae
Product: beta-lactamase-like domain-containing protein
Exons: 2
Coding region: 1-1065 (354 amino acids)
Cellular component (GO): cytoplasm
Molecular function (GO): zinc ion binding; N-acylphosphatidylethanolamine-specific phospholipase D activity
Source: RefSeq, a predicted model, not a curated record